AUGCCUCCACAGAAAGCCAGCUCCCUCUUAUGUAAAUGGCAAAGUCUUAUUCUCUGCCAACCGCACUGCCUGCGCCAACAAUCCUCGCUCCUCAAGCAUGCCCGCCUCCCUACCCACCGCACCCUCAUCGCCGCUCCUCAGCCCAAUUCCGGGCCUCUCAUGAGUCGCCGCUCCGAUCGCGCGCUCCCGGCCAUCAUUAGUCCCUGGCGCGUCUGGGGACCAAGUCUUCCAAUCUUCGUAAUCAUCCUCACCGUCUCCGCCCUCUGCAUCUUCAACUACCAGAAAUCGUCCUCCUCGGUUGUAGCUGCUACGUUAUACGCAUUACGCACGAGCGAAGUAGGUAGAAGGGAACUAGGUGAUGAGAUAUACUUCCGAGACAUGUGGCCAUGGAUUUGGGGAGAAAUGAACCAAUUGCAUGGAAGGGUGGAUAUCCAUUUUGGGGUAAAGGGGACCAAAGGGAGGGGAGUGAUGAGAUUUAAGAGCGAGAGGAGGGGGAGAAUGGGGAAAUUUGAGACGAAAGAGUGGAGCUUGGAGACGGAGGAUGGGAGAAAACUACAAUUGUUGGAUGAGGGAAGGGGAGAUCCGUUCAAGAAUACCAUAAAAUCCAUUUCGACCCCUCAAUAUAAUCGUUUCAACAAGGGUCAAGGCUUACCACGACUCAGAGCCUCCUCUGAAGCUGCACUUGAGCGAAAGGCCUAUACCACACCGUUACGAACCGGAGCUUUGGGCACUAAGAAGGGAAUGUCCGCCGUCUACGACACCGACACCGGACGGCGACAGGCUGUUACCAUAGUGCAGAUGGAUCGAGUCCAGGUGGUUGCGCACAAGACUAGAGACAAGAAUGGGUAUUACGCAGUUCAAGUGGGAUCGGGCUGGAAACAUCCAAGCAAUGUCACCCGUCCCUUACUGGGUCACUACGCAGAGAAUGGCGUGAGCCCCAAACGACAUCUGGUAGAGUUCAAGGUCAGAGAUGAGAAGGGUCUACUGGGUAUUGGUGAAAUGGUUGGUGCAGGAUGGUUUCAGGAGGGGCAAUUCGUCGAUGCAAGAGCGAAUUCAAGAGGGAUGGGUUUUGCUGGUGGCAUGAAAAGAUGGGGAUUCAAGGGUCAAGGAGCUUCGCAUGGUGUAUCAUUGACCCAUCGAGCAAUGGGUUCGUCGGGACAAUCUCAAGGUGGCGGGUCAAGGGUUCUGCCGGGAAAGAAGAUGCCAGGUCGAAUGGGAGGACAUCAAGUUACCACGCAGAAUGUAAAGGUCGUGAAAGUUGAUGAUGAGAAGGGCAUUGUGGUGCUGUAUGGCUGUAUACCUGGACCCGAGGGAUGCUUGGUCAAGCUGUCGGAUGCAAUCAAGAAGCCAUGGCCAGAGACACCCACGAUGACAUCAGGAGUUCAGGCCGCGGGAGAACCAUUGAGGGCGACUACAUGA
Letharia lupina is the source of this 1419-nucleotide messenger RNA. RefSeq lists its product as uncharacterized. The record is from RefSeq and is a predicted model, not a curated record. The transcript has 4 exons. Gene Ontology annotation, biological process: translation. Gene Ontology annotation, molecular function: structural constituent of ribosome. Bases 1 to 1419 code for a protein of 472 amino acids. Gene Ontology annotation, cellular component: ribosome; mitochondrial large ribosomal subunit. NCBI's taxonomy places the organism in Eukaryota, Fungi, Ascomycota, Lecanoromycetes, Lecanorales, Parmeliaceae.